CAUUUACCUACAGAUUAUAGCAGAGCAGAUCUGAUUGAGAAGAAAAAAGAAGAAGAAGAGGGCAUGACAAUGAUCAGAUGCAUCUCGAUGGCAGCGUUCCUCGUGGCACUAGUUGCAUCCAUCUCCAUGGUUUCAGCAUCUCCUGAGGCAGAGUUUGUUAAGAAGACCAUCUCUUCCCACAAGAUCGUCAUCUUCUCCAAAUCCUACUGCCCGUAUUGCAGGAGAGCAAAGUCUGUGUUCAGUGAGCUGAAUCAGGUUCCUCAUGUUGUUGAGCUUGACGAAAGAGAAGAUGGGGGGAGUAUCCAGAGUGCACUUGGAGAGAUUGUUGGAAGGCGAACAGUGCCACAGGUUUUCAUUAACGGAAAGCACAUCGGAGGAUCAGAUGAUACCGUAGACGCGCAUGAGAGCGGGGAACUGGCCAAGCUUCUUGGCGUUUCCGGAAACACAAGAGCUGAACUCUAGGCUGAAAUAUAGUUUAAAUAACUGAUAAAACUCUGCGUCUGUGAUUAUCAGUUGUUCGAAAUUUGUAACGGGGUUUCUGAAGAUUUUAAAACAGCUUGGCAUGGCCUUGUUAAACAUAUUUAUCAAUUACUGCAAGUUGAGUUAAACAUAUUUAUCAAUUA
Messenger RNA from Raphanus sativus (radish), 623 nucleotides. RefSeq names its product glutaredoxin-C4. Gene Ontology annotation, molecular function: glutathione disulfide oxidoreductase activity. Gene Ontology annotation, cellular component: cytoplasm. Gene Ontology annotation, biological process: cellular response to oxidative stress. Bases 64 to 462 code for a protein of 132 amino acids. Lineage: Eukaryota; Viridiplantae; Streptophyta; Magnoliopsida; Brassicales; Brassicaceae. The transcript has 4 exons. The record is from RefSeq and is a predicted model, not a curated record.